ACUGUAGCUCCUCCCCUACCGGCCGACGAGGCAAAGUUUGGCCCUUUUUCGGAGGAGGAGAAGAAGAGGAACAGAGGCCACAAGCAAAACCCAACGCCCACCCCGCCGAGCCAAAUCGUUCAACCAAGUCCUCUCGUCUGCUAUCCAUCCAAUCACCGUGAAAGCAUAUUCAUUUUCACCAAAACGGAACGCAACUGAUCCAUCCAAUCUCCGCUUCGUACAUUGCCUUUGGUGGGGACCUGUUCCUCGCGGGGAGUCAUCGACCCUGUAAGCGAAGACUGCAUAUUGGUACUAUAUUAUCAUAGUACCAUUAAAUCAGCAAUUUCACCCCUGAUAAUCUUCUAGGAACAUGAGUUCUGUCUUCCGUGGGACUAGAUCUGACAUAGAAAGUGGACUUCCAGAGUUCAUUCCCGACCGUCGUGUAUUGCGUGUUCAUGCAGCUCGACCUGUCAGUUCUAACUCCCUCGCGUUUCUUGUUACUGUAAUGCUGUUGUUUAUGAUACUAAACUCGAACCAAAUGUCACCAAAUUUUCUGCUUUGGUUGGUACUCGGGGUAUUUUUAAUGGCCACGACCCUCAGAAUGUAUGCCGCCUGCCAACAGCUUCAGACUCAGGCUCAAGCUCAAGCUGCAGCUGUAAAUGGCCUCCUCAGCCAUACCGAACUGCGGCUUCAUAUGCCCCCUUCGAUAGCCUUGCCCACUCGAGGGCGUCUGCAGGGCCUCAGGCUCCAGCUUGCUCUCCUGGAUCGUGAGUUCGAUGACCUAGAUUAUGAGACUCUAAGGGCGUUGGAUUCUGAUAACGGACCGGCAGCUUCCUCCUUGACUGAAGAAGAAAUUAAUGCCCUUCCAGUUCACAAAUACAAGGUUGCCGGUCCUCACAGUUCUUCCGUUGGCAGUAGCACCUCCUCAGUGCAGCCGGGCUCAUCUUCGCUACCAGCUGAGAAAAAUCAUGUAAAUGGUAGCGGUGCUGGGAGCAUGAAGGCAUCUGAAGAUGAAUUGACUUGCAGCGUUUGCUUGGAGCAAGUGGUUACGGGUGAGCUUAUUAGGAGCUUGCCUUGCCUCCAUCAGUUUCAUGUCAACUGUAUCGAUCCAUGGCUGAGGCAACAAGGGACGUGUCCCAUUUGCAAGUCCAGGGCAGGACUGGGAUGGCACGAGAAUUGAAGCGGAGCUGACGCUUCCUACAUGAUCUAACCGACCUGCAUAAUCCUAAAAACACUAAACUAUAUGCCGUGUUAACUUUAACAGUCCCCUAAUGCAGAAAACAUUUCAGAUGUCUGUCUCAUUAGUAAUAACCAACAGAUUAACUCAAUGGAUGUCGCCAAUUGCCAUCCAUUUGCUCACAGUCAGCAUCAGUGGAAAUCAAGAUCCUGAUAGGGGUCUUUGAUCAGUUUACAAAAUUCACACUGAAAUGAGGAUCCAUCCCCCACAAAACCAGAGCUUCGGAGACUAGGCAGUAUAAAUACGAUUAUAUCAGCCAAAAUAAAUUACUGUUAGUACAGAAAUGCUAUAUGUUGAGAAGCUUGAUUGUGUUUUGUCUCAUGCUAUAUGUAAAUAGUCUAAAGACAUAGCUUUUUAUUUAUUUGGCCUUUCCUUUGCCCUUA
This is a messenger RNA of Punica granatum (pomegranate), 1599 nucleotides long. NCBI's taxonomy places the organism in Eukaryota, Viridiplantae, Streptophyta, Magnoliopsida, Myrtales, Lythraceae. The record is from RefSeq and is a predicted model, not a curated record.